Messenger RNA from Patella vulgata (common limpet), 1881 nucleotides. RefSeq names its product serine/threonine-protein phosphatase alpha-2 isoform. The transcript is spliced from 7 exons. The coding region runs from base 153 to 1139 and encodes 328 amino acids. Gene Ontology annotation, cellular component: nucleus; cytoplasm. The record is from RefSeq and is a predicted model, not a curated record. Gene Ontology annotation, molecular function: protein serine/threonine phosphatase activity. Lineage: Eukaryota; Metazoa; Mollusca; Gastropoda; Patellidae.
UAAAUCCAAAUCACUACGCGCAUCGAAACGGCCGCCAUCUUUGCAUCCAGUAUCGCAGUCUUUACAGCCACAAUUUAAAUCUGCGAUCAUCGGCGUGCAGGCGACCGUAUUUACGUGGAAAUUAACAAAUUUGAUUAAAGUGAUAUACUGUAAUGGCUGAUGCAGACAAAUUAAAUAUAGAUAGUGUAAUUGCACGACUAUUAGAAGUUCGCGGAUCAAGACCAGGAAAAAAUGUUCAAUUAACAGAAGGUGAAAUCCGGGGUUUAUGCCUGAAGUCAAGAGAAAUAUUUCUAAGUCAACCAAUUUUAUUGGAAUUGGAAGCACCACUUAAGAUAUGCGGUGAUAUACAUGGUCAGUAUUAUGAUCUGUUACGGUUGUUUGAAUAUGGAGGUUUCCCACCAGAGAGCAACUACCUGUUCCUGGGAGAUUAUGUUGACCGAGGCAAACAAUCCUUAGAAACGAUAUGUUUAUUAUUAGCUUACAAAAUAAAAUAUCCUGAAAAUUUUUUCCUGUUAAGAGGCAACCAUGAAUGUGCAAGCAUCAACAGAAUAUAUGGAUUCUAUGAUGAAUGUAAAAGACGGUACAACAUUAAAUUGUGGAAAACAUUCACAGAUUGUUUUAACUGUUUACCCAUUGCUGCCAUAAUUGACGAGAAGAUUUUCUGUUGCCAUGGAGGAUUAAGUCCAGAUUUACAAUCUAUGGAACAGAUUAGAAGGAUUAUGAGACCUACAGAUGUACCAGAUCAAGGCUUACUAUGUGAUUUAUUAUGGUCAGAUCCAGAUAAAGAAACAAUGGGCUGGGGGGAAAAUGAUAGAGGGGUAUCAUUUACUUUCGGUGCAGAGGUGGUGGCCAAAUUCCUGCACAAGCAUGAUCUCGAUCUUAUAUGCAGAGCUCAUCAGGUAGUAGAAGAUGGUUAUGAAUUCUUUGCCAAACGACAAUUGGUUACAUUAUUUUCGGCUCCUAAUUAUUGUGGAGAAUUUGACAAUGCUGGAGCAAUGAUGAGUGUUGAUGAAACGUUAAUGUGCUCUUUCCAGAUCUUGAAACCAGCCGACAAAAAGAAAUUCCCAUACGGAGGAUUAACAGCAGGCAGGCCUGUGACACCUCCGCGAGGAAACACGAAGGCUAAAGGAAAGAUGUAGUGCAUAUCACAAAUUUUAGGAAAUAAGGAUCGUUACUCUAGUUGUAAUGAUUGAAAUUUUAAAGGAAGUGAAAAAAAAAAAUAAUUCUUGCUCUUGCUCAUACAGACUCUGGGCAUACAUAGCAGACAUGAUGUCCUAUAAAAACUAUAGACUUGUAAAUAAUUUGUUAUCGAUAAAUUUAUAUAUUAUGUACUUUUUGUGUGUGUACGUACAUUAACGACAAAAUAACUACACAUGUCACCCGUAAUAUUCAGUGCUGUAUAAAGAUGUCAAUUGUAAAUGUUCUCUGGAGGUGACAUGAAAUUGAACUCUGAAAAAAAAAAAAAUUACAAAAGUAUCAAAUUAAAUUGAAGGUAUUUGUAAAUAUAUUUGUUGUAUUCCCCCUUCUUCCCCAAACCCCCCUUCCCUUCAGCUGCUUCACUGAUCAAAAAUGUCUGCUACUGUAUUGUACAAUAACAUUCUGUUCGUUUUCCUUUCAAAACAUUCAAAUUAUUUUUUAACAUGGCAAAUUUGUAUGCAAGUCAUUUUCAUUUUAACACAAUAUUGUAGUAUAUGUAUUUGUAUCAUAUUAAAUAAAUUGACUGUAGAUAUUAAAUAAUGUGGACAUUUAUAAAAUAAUUUUAUAAUAAGCCCCGAAGAACCCACACCCAUGAAUCUGGCACUCCUUCCCCUCAAGUCAGUGUGUCCAUAAUUAUUAUUCUUUAUUUGUAUGGUGACUGUAAAUAAACAAAAAAUAUCUGUU